AUGCUUCGAUCCGGGAUUGUUGGAGACACCCAACGAGCGGAGACCCGGACAACACGCCCAGCGUCCGGUGGGCUUUCGGUGACAGCGGCACUGCCAUCCAUCCGCCCAGCCGGAAGCCAAACCUUGUAUUGUUGGCCGCAGGUUGGCUGCCUUCAACGCCUCCAGGUUUCAUAUUAUCUGUUGAAAACAGGCAAGAAGCAUUACCAAAGGACGUUCCAUCUGCAUAGCACAGACCCUGCUGCUGAGUUGCCCACCCUGCACAAGAAUUCCCAAAAAACGGCUGACCAGCAUGACUGGUCAGAGGUGCCCAAUGGAACCCCAUCGGAGGAUAUUCUACAGCUCUGGAGAGACGCUGAGGCGGUUUGCUUUGACGUGGACAGCACCUUGUGUCAGGAUGAGAGCAUUGAUGAAUUAGCAAGGUUCCUUGGCGUUGCAGAUGCUGUUGCAGAGCUCACCACAAGGGCCAUGGAAGGGGGGAUGGAGUUCAAAGAGGCUCUAGCAAUGCGGCUUGAUUUGAUGAAGCCGUCGGAGGGUGAUUUGAAAAGGUAUUUGCUCCAACACCCUCCCAAAAUCACCACAGGCAUACCUGCACUUGUUGCCGAGCUCCAAUCCUCUGGAAAGGCUGUCUUCCUGAUCUCUGGCGGAUUUAGGCAGAUCAUCGAUCCCAUUGCGGAAAUUCUGGAGAUCCCUGCCAGCCAUGUCUAUGCGAAUAGGCUGCUUUUCAACGAGGAUGGCGAUUAUGCGGGGUUCGACGAGACGGAGUUCACAUGCCGCAGCGGCGGAAAGCCCAGGGCAGUUGCAAGGAUAAAGAGCGAGCAUGCCUACUCCCAUAUGGUCAUGAUUGGUGACGGAGCCACAGAUUUGGAGGCCAAGACGCAGGGAGCCGUGGAGUUGUUCAUAGGGUAUGGAGGCGUCGCAUUUCGUCCAAAGAUAGCUGAGGCCGCGGAUUGGUAUGUGUGCAGCAUGCAACCGCUGAUCAGCGCACUUGAGUAG
Ostreobium quekettii is the source of this 993-nucleotide messenger RNA. Lineage: Eukaryota; Viridiplantae; Chlorophyta; Ulvophyceae; Bryopsidales; Ostreobiaceae. The record is from the annotation of a GenBank genome assembly.